UCUACCUAGGUUAAUCACAUGAUGUCUGCAACAUAAUAUAUAAAUACUGUAUUGUAGUUAUUGUUUCACAUUCUCAUCACAGAUAUUACUGUAACAAUGGGAACGUUAAACCAGUUAGUUUUUAUUGCACUCACGUUACUCGGGCCCUUUGGGACGUUAGGACAUGGACCAUGGACAGGCCAUAAAGUGAUACGAUUGACACCUCAUAAUGUCCCCGAUGUGAAACUCUUACAGACGUUCCUUUCAGAGCAGCGCUUCGAUGUUUGGCGAGCACCAUCUGGCGUUAAUAGGUCUGUGGAUAUCCAGCUAUCAUCAUUUGAUUUCGAUGAUGUCACAAAUUAUCUUCGAGAAAAAGGUCUACAUGCAACAGUAAUGAUAGAAGAUGUUCAACAAAUCAUUGAUGAACAAAGGGCUUACAGAAAUGUAAAAGGCCCUAAAGCUAACGAAUUUGACUACACGAAAUAUCACCAGUUGGACGACAUAUAUGACUGGAUGCAGAAUAUCACCAAUGUGUACAAAGACAGGGCCACUUUAUUCAACAUUACAAAGUCGUACGAAGGCAGAGAAAUGGUGGGAAUAAAGAUUAGUACACAACCACAAAAUAUAAAAAGACCAGCGUUUUGGAUUGAAGGUGGCAUACAUGCACGGGAGUGGAUCUCACCAGCAACAGUUGUGUUUAUGGCAGGACAGAUGCUCGAUUUGUAUAAAUUGGAUAUGGAUUUGACAGAAAUGGUUGACAGCUUUGACUGGUACAUACUUCCGGUGACCAAUCCUGACGGUUACGUUUACACGUUUACAGAUGAUAGGACACGUAUGUGGAGGAAGACCCGGUCAAAGCAUGGUUUCUGCUAUGGCGUGGAUCCCAACAGAAACUGGGACUUAGAGUGGUGUAAGGAAGGAGCUAGUAAAGAUCCAUGUUCAGACACAUACUGCGGACCCAGUGCAUUUUCCGAAGUUGAAGUAAAGGGGGUUGCGGAUUUUCUGAGCAAGAUCGAAAAUCUGAAAGGGUUUAUAGAUUUCCAUAGCUACUCCCAGUUGUGGAUGUCACCGUGGGGAUAUACAACGAAACUACCGGAGGACUUUGAAGCCCAGGAUGAAGGUUCUGCAACGGCAGUUAAGGCAUUGGAGGAAGUUUAUGGUACAAAGUACAAGCACGGUUCGAUCGCCAACAUAAUCUACGUAGCUAGUGGUAGUAGCGCUGACUGGACCUACGGUAAAUUGGAUGUGAAAUAUUCAUAUGGAGUGGAGCUUAGAGACACCGGAAAAUAUGGCUUCUUGUUACCCGACGAUCAAAUUAUACCAAGUGGAAAAGAGACACUACAAGCUCUGAUUGCACUUGCAAAAUAUGUGCGCGAUAAUUAACCACUAAGUCUUAACCAUAUUAACAUAAAAGGCAUGCGCGAGAUUUAAACUGUAUGCUAGCUAGUCCGUCUGGAUAAAUACUGUCUUAAAGGGGGCACUCUUCAAGCACUAACAUAUCUGUAAUCUGUAUAUACUUGUUGUAACCUUGGAUACUGCCAACGGAUGAAAGAUUUUGUCUAAUAUAUAUGUACAUGUGUAUUCAUGUUCUUGUCAUUCAGGUUUUUAAAAUAAACUGAGAAUUUAGAA
Messenger RNA from Mercenaria mercenaria, 1608 nucleotides. Its product is annotated as carboxypeptidase B-like. The record is from RefSeq and is a predicted model, not a curated record. The transcript has 10 exons. The coding region runs from base 97 to 1362 and encodes 421 amino acids. NCBI's taxonomy places the organism in Eukaryota, Metazoa, Mollusca, Bivalvia, Venerida, Veneridae. Gene Ontology annotation, molecular function: metallocarboxypeptidase activity; zinc ion binding. Gene Ontology annotation, biological process: proteolysis.